Molecule: messenger RNA, 5326 nt
Organism: Leptopilina heterotoma
Lineage: Eukaryota; Metazoa; Arthropoda; Insecta; Hymenoptera; Figitidae
Gene: Dnai2
Product: dynein axonemal intermediate chain 2
Exons: 11
Coding region: 375-4931 (1518 amino acids)
Biological process (GO): cilium movement; motile cilium assembly; outer dynein arm assembly
Cellular component (GO): ciliary basal body; outer dynein arm
Molecular function (GO): dynein light chain binding; dynein heavy chain binding
Source: RefSeq, a predicted model, not a curated record
UUUAAAUUGAUUCAGUUUCAUAAUAAAUGACAUUUUUUUGUUUAUGAAAAAAAAAAUAGUUUCUGAAACAAAGUUCGAAUGUAAAUAUAAACAACAAUACUAAAGCAGUUCAGAGGAAAGUAAACAUAAUUAAAAAUUAAUUUACUUGUUUUUAAUAAAAGAGUAAAACUUAGAAUCACUUUAAAUGAAUGAAACUAUAGUGAUGAUAGAGAAACAAAACUCAAGUCGUCAAUCGAUCGAUAUUCAAGGCGAUUACCUAUGCGAGUAUAACAACAACGUGCAAAGGGGUCGGAAACGUUAGUGAAACGCAGUAAAGAACACCUGUCAGUUUUCUUCUAACUUCCAACAGUUUACCUAAUAAAUAUUCAACAAGAAUGGAAAAUCAAAGAAUGGAACUGAGUAGGAGGCUGAAAGCUCGAAGAAAUGAACAAAUGAAAAGAAGUCGAACACCCAAGAGCUUGGAGAAAAAAUCGGAGGAAAAAUUGGAGGACCAGAAUGAUUCGGAUUCGCAAAAAACUUUUUCCAAAGAUAAUCGAUAUUCGCGAAGGAUUUCAAUAAGUGAAAGAAGUGCAAAAUCUCCAGUGAAGCAGAAUAAUCUCGAGACGACAGUCGACAUUGAGCCACUGGUGGAUACAAUUCAAAAAUCGACUAAAGAAAUUUUACGACCACCUCCUGGUCGAUCUGUACUGAAAAGGACGAUAAAUGUUCAAUCACUGGAUAUCGAGUCCGCCGAGGAUUCAUCACUAAAAACAGAGCCAAUGAAUGUCGUCGUCGACGUUCACUGUGAAAACGAAAUCAGACCCAAAAGUUCGAGACGAAGUUCUAGAGAAAAAUCUCCCUCGCCGCCCAGAAGAUCUGCAUUUGUCAGUUCAGACGAGGAUGCUCCAAAAAAGCAAUCUGACAAUAUUUUUAGUAAAUCUUUCAAGAAACAGGAAUCCGAACAAAGCAACGGAAAUUCUGAUCGAAUACAAGAUAUUAUAGAAUAUCCAACAAAGCUGCAAACACGAGAAGUUCGGCAAAAGGAAGCAACGGUCGAUUUGACGAGAGAUGAGAAAUUAAUGAAGAAAACUGUCAGAGGGCGAAAGGUGGACAAAUCCCCAGAGGCUUCAACUUCAGGACCACGACCACGAAAACGAUGGUCCAUUCUGGAAACAAUUUACGUGUCCGAAGAUGUCAAAAAGGGAAAAAAGCCCUGGUCAGAAGAAGUCACGUCCGAUUCUUUCUGGCAAGAUAAGGCAAAAUCUUCUUGGGACACUUCGUCCGGAAAGGAAGAUUCUCCAAAAACUUAUGCCACUUCCAGUCGCAAAACUCUCGUCAAAGAGCAACUCAAGAAACCAGUACCAGCUCCUCGUUCAAAGAGCCAAAAAUCGAUUAACGUUUCCAGCAUGGCUUUUGAUAAUGAAGCAUUUUCAUCAGAGCACGAGGAGGUUCUGCGAAUCGAAACGAAUCCUGAGAAUAGAAAAAUAAAAAUGAGUUUGGAAACAGUGGGCAUAAAAACAGAAGAAAAAUCUCCGUCGAAAAGACCCAAAAGCAGCUCAAAGUCUCUCAAUCGAAAAACGGAAAGAUGCUCAUCAGGAAAAUCCGAGAGUUCUGAUUUCGAUUCAGACGAUCGUCGCCUAAGGCAAAGAAUCAAAUCACCAAAGAAAAAAUCCCUUUCAAACAAUUCCGAAGACGAACCAUCGCUUUUCAGGAAAAAUAGUUUUACAAUUACAAAACCAAUAAUUCGUUCGAAAUUACGUCGAAAGAGUGGUGGCAGUGAGGACACAUCAAACAUGGACAAUGAAUCCAGUAUUUCGCAAACUACUAGUAAAAGAGAUAUAAAAAGUCGUCGGAAUUCUGAGGAGAUUUCUUCUGACGUUGAAAACUCCCAGAAAUCCAGCUCUAAACAUAAAAUGCAAAUAAUUCAUUCAAAAUAUUCUGGUCAGGAAACAUCGUUGUCAACAAACGAAGAAGAGGAGAUGAGCGAUAUCGACGACCAGGCUCGAGUAAAUCAACAAAUUCUGAAAAAAGUUCCAAAAAUUAAAAAAAGUCGCAGUUCGGAAAUUCAUGAAAUCGAAGACAGCGAUAGUAGACGACAAAUUGAGAAGAGAAAGAAAAGUGAAUCGUGCAGGAGUAGAACAAGUUCUUCCACUAGGGGAAAAGAAUUUUUAGGUGAAGAUGCAGGGAGAAAGAAGAAAAAGAAAAGGCGAAAAAAGAAGGAGGAGAAAGAGGAGCAGAAGGAAAUUAAAUUCGUAUCGAUAAUUGUUCAUAGAUCUGAUGUUUUGGAAAUUGACUACAUCACACGACAUCCAAUGGUGAAGGUUCAUAUUGUCAAUGCAAAUACGGGAAAUUAUCUGAAAAAUCAUGAGAAUGGGGGAAAAAGUGACAAAUCAUAUUUACAACCGAUAAUCACUGGGAAAUUCGAUAUUAAAGAACACAGAUCAAUUAAGCCAAUUUGGGAGGAGGAAUUAAUUUUCGAACAUGAUUUUGACGAUAUUUUGAGGACCGAGGACGAGCAAGUUUUAAUUUUCUUCGAAAUUAUCGAUCUCCUUUCUUUCUCUGAAGCUAGUUUAAAUUAUAAUCAUUACGGGAGUGAAGGCUGUUGGCACAAAAUAGCUUGGGCAUUUUUGAGACCAGUCGGAAGUGUUGGAUUGCAUAUUAACAAAAAAGUUAGACUCCAAUUAUUUAGACCGAGGAAAAGUAUUAAGAAAUUGGAACGGAAGCAAUGCGAGGUUUACGCCUGGUGGAAAUUGAAGAAACGUGAAAAAUAUCCGAGUAGUCUCUACAUAACAGUAUCGCCAGUGGAACCUCCGAAAAUCGAACCCGUUUAUUAUGAACAAUUGACGCUAAAUGAAUUGUCUGAUAUUCACAGUGAUAUUCAAAGAACACCGCAGAAAGCUUCAGACGAAAUAAGUCUUCCAAAAUGGUCGAGACUGACAGCCCAGUCUUGUAAAAUACCCAACAAAUUAUUAUUUCAAAGUGAAACGUUCGACAAUGGCUCCUUCUAUAUAGCUUUUAGUAAUGAUGGCAAAUUUUUAGCGUGCACGGUUUCUGAGGAAUAUGAAUUUCCUAUUAUUGUUUACAAGGUUGACGAGAAAAAGAUUAACGUUAGAUUCAGUGGUCACAAGAAUUUUGUUUAUUCUCUAAAUUGGUCGCAGGACGAUCGAUAUUUAUUGUCGGUGUCUUCAGAUCAAACCGCUCGUUUAUGGGACGUUAGUGAAAAAAUAGUUCAACACAUUCAAUUGUUGCCACAUCCUUCAUACGUCUACUGUGGAAAAUUUGAUCCAGCCAAUUCGUCGAUAGUAAUCACCGGAUGUUACGAUCACAUUGCGAGAGUUUGGGCGUUGAAUAAAAAUUCCGAAACUUACGAACUAGUCCAAGAAUUAGAGGUUCAUGAAGGUUUCGUCAAUUCGAUUUGCUUUCAAAAGGAUGGAAGUUUACUGACCGCCGACAGUGUGGGAGUGAUUAUUCUCUGGAUUAUCAAGAAAAAUCGCAAGGGUCCGAUGAAAAAGGAAUGGCAAGUUGGAAAGAAGAUUAAAUUACCGGAAAUCGAAGCAACACCAAUUAAUACAAUUGUCCUCCAUCCACGAGGUUCUAGACUUCUUGUUCAUUCGCGAAACAAUGGUUUAAGAUUACUGGACCUGGCAACUGGAGUUGUGCUGCAAAAAUACGAAGGUCUCGAAAACAGAAGAAUACAAACCGCAGCCUGUAUUUCUCCAUGUGCGACAUUGGUUUUCUGCGGGGGAGAGGAUGCGACACUUAAUGUCUGGAAUUUAGAAACUGGAAAACAUUUGGCUAAAUAUUCAAUUUGUGACAGCUACAAUACAGUUUCCUGUGUCGAUUAUCAUCCGUAUGACCACGUUCUUGCUUUUUCUACCUUCGGCAAUGCGGCGCCUUUCAAACUUUUUAUAUUCGACAAAAAUUCGACUGGCGAUGAUGUUGGACUUCAUCUUCUGAUAAAUACAAAGUCGACUAUUCUGACAAAUAGCGAGGUCGCGGUGCACUCUUUGGAAAAUUCACGAACCAAAACUCUCUGGAGUACGUCGACAAAAAGAAGAAGUCUCGAGGAUUCUACCGUCCACCCGAGAACAUUCAAUUCUGGCGAAUCUCUAUAUUUGCAUAAAUUUGGAGGCUCUACAGGUCAACUGAUCGAGAACGAAGAUGGGGAAUAUCGCAAAGUAAACCUAAAAAUGAAACUCCAAAGAUUUAUGGAAUCUGGACCGAGUCUGAAAACAAGAAGCAUGAAUAGAUUAAACAACAUAAUUGAAAAAAUAGACAAAAUUCUCCUCAACGCCUCGUCAGCAAAAUCACCCGUCGAUCUCGAACUUGCCACAACAAAUAACGAACAAAACAUGACACUAGUGACAACCAAUCCAAAAUUAGAGCGAGAAAAAAGAAAUUCAAAAUCAGGAAUCUUCAAGGACAAUAGUGACGAUACAAUACAUUCAACACUCACUGACGAGGCCAUAGAAAUGCAAACUUUUCCCAGGGAGAGAAAACCAUGGACCGAAAGAUCAAAAAGCGCAAAAGCACUACGAUCACCAAGACGAAUGGAGGAGGAAUUAAUGAAAACAUUCUCCGACAGUGCAGUUAUUUGUAGAGAAAAAAAAUCCCUCAAAAAACACAGAGAGGAAGACGAGGUGAAUUAUUUCGAAAAUUUCAACAAGACGGAAAUGAUUCAAAUUUAUGAGAAUCAGAGAAAAAAUCUAAAUUCCAGUUCAUCUGGUUCGGUUGUUAUUCAUCAGUAUGGAUUUCCCGGUAAGGAGCGUCCGGAGAGUCCUGACAGUGAUGGCACAUAUGUCGUGGAAAAAGGCGAUUUAGAAAAGAAUACCGACAUUCAGUUUGAACAAGUUUUCGGCAGUGGAAGUUCAAUUAAGAGCAAUGUCACAUUUACUGUGGUGAGCGAAAUUGCCGAUUCGAAACCUAGAAAGAAAAAAUCACAGGUGCAAUAAAAUCUGAAAGAAAAUAGUCAAAAUAAUUAAUAAAUAAUAAUUAAUAAUAGAAAUCUGAAAGUAAUAUACAAUUAACAAGAAGAAAUUCGUCAGAAAAUUGACAAAAAAAAAUUAAAUUCUGAAAAGCGAAGAAAAUAAUUUUCAGCUGAAACUAAAAUCUCUGUAGGUAGUAAAAAGAUAAAAUUAGAAUCAACGGCAAAUAUACAUCUGCUACUAGUUCCGCUUUGAGUAUACAAACGAAACGAGGGGUCGAGAACUCUAAAUUCGACAAAGAAUUCUACUAAAAAUCCCAUAUGUAUUUUUUUUACGAAUAUUUCCCUUCUGGAAUAUAACAAUUAUUUAAAACAAAUAAUUCCAAAUUAUAUUUUUACACUAUUAAAAAUAAUUCCAAAUUA